This is a messenger RNA of Penicillium soppii, 1083 nucleotides long. RefSeq names its product phosphotransferase family protein. The record is from RefSeq and is a predicted model, not a curated record. NCBI's taxonomy places the organism in Eukaryota, Fungi, Ascomycota, Eurotiomycetes, Eurotiales, Aspergillaceae. The transcript is spliced from 3 exons. The coding region runs from base 1 to 1083 and encodes 360 amino acids.
AUGGCGGGUGAAGUGCGCCAACCUAUAGACAUUCCCUCGCUGGAGAGGUACAUUGACCAGCAUGUUUCGGAGAUCAAGACUCCACUUGAUUUCGGUUUCGGUCAAUCGAACCCUACAUACCUGCUUACUGCCGCCGAUGGAAAGCAAGUCGUGCUGCGCAAGAAGCCCCCAGGCAAGCUGCUCUCAAAGACAGCCCACAAGGUCGAGCGCGAGUACAAGAUUAUCCGAGCACUAGGCGACACAGAUGUACCAGUCCCCAAAGCGUACUGCCUCUGCGAGGACAGCAGCGUGAUCGGGACGCCCUUCUACAUCAUGGAGUUCCUUGACGGACGCCAUUUCACGGAUCCAGCCAUGCCCGGCGUGAGCGGGGAAGAAAGAACGGCACUCUGGAAGAACGCCGUCCAAACGCUAGCCAAGUUCCACAGCGUUGAUCCGCACUCCGUCGGCCUCUCGAGCUUCGGCAAACCGACCGGCUUCUUCGACCGCCAAAUAGCAACCUUCACCACAAUCUCCAAAGCCCAAUCCGCCGUCCUAGAUGCCGACACUCGCGAACCCGUCGGCGCCCUCCCCCACUUCACAGACAUGGUAAACUUCUUCUCACAGAAAGCAACGCAGCCACGCGACCGCGGCACCCUCGUGCACGGCGACUACAAAAUCGACAACAUGAUCUUCCACAAAACCGAGCCGCGCGUCAUCGGCAUCCUGGAUUGGGAAAUGGCCACCAUCGGCCACCCGCUCUCCGACUUCUGCAACCUGACCAGCCCCUACAUCAUGGAUGGCGCAGACAGCCAGCUCGAGCAGUUCGUCCCCGGCGUGCUGCCGGGCUUGCCUGCGCGCGAGGACUGUAUUCGCUGGUACGCGGAGACGUCCGGGUACGAGACUGGGGCUGAUGUUGCGUGGGGCGAUGCGUUCUUUGCGUUCCGAGGCUCCGUAAUUAUGCAAGGCAUUGCGGCCCGGUUCGCGGCGCGCCAGGCGAGUAGUGCGCGUGCUGGGGAUUAUGCGAAGCGGGCUAAGCCGUUUGCUGAGGGCGCAUGGGAGAGAGUUAAGGCUGUACGCAAUGCUGGGGUCAAAGGGAAGUUGUAG